AGCGCCAUCCCGUUUCGUCUUUCGCCCGAGCACACCGGACACUCGGGCACCCGAGCACCGAGCGAGAGAGGAUGGCCUCCCUGGCGCAGCACGUCGCGGGCCUCCCGUGCCCGCCUCUCUCCGGCGCUUCGCGCCGCCGCCCCGCGGCGCCGAGGCGGCCGCCGUCGGCGCUGGUGUGCGGGACGUACGCGCUGACCAAGGAGGAGCGGGAGCGGGAGCGGAUGCGCCAGCAGUUCGACGAGGCCUCCGAGCGGUGCCGCACCGCGCCCAUGGAGGGCGUCGCCUUCUCCCCGGAGGACCUCGACACCGCCGUCGAGUCCACCGACAUCGACACCGAGAUCGGCUCCCUUAUUAAAGGAACAGUGUUCAUGACUACCUCAAAUGGUGCAUAUAUUGACAUCCAAUCGAAGUCUACUGCUUUCUUGCCUCUGGAUGAGGCAUGCCUUCUUGACAUUGAUAAUGUUGAAGACGCGGGCAUUCGCCCUGGUUUAGUAGAAGAAUUCAUGAUAAUUGAUGAGAACCCUAGUGAUGAAACUUUGAUUCUGAGUUUGCAAGCAAUUCAGCAAGAACUUGCGUGGGAAAGGUGCCGGCAACUUCAGGCUGAAGAUGUUGUCGCCACGGGCAAAGUGAUUGGCGGAAACAAAGGAGGUGUAGUAGCUCUUGUGGAAGGGCUUAAGGGAUUUGUUCCGUUUUCCCAAGUGUCAUCGAAAACAACUGCGGAAGAGCUGCUUGGCAAAGAACUGCCUCUCAAGUUUGUAGAGGUUGAUGAGGAACAGGGCAGGCUUGUCCUCAGCAACCGCAAGGCAAUGGCUGACAGUCAGGCCCAGCUUGGUAUUGGUUCAGUUGUUUUGGGAACUGUUGAGAGCCUAAAACCUUAUGGUGCCUUCAUUGACAUCGGUGGAAUCAAUGGCCUUCUCCAUGUCAGCCAGAUUAGUCAUGACCGUGUUGCGGAUAUCUCAACAGUUCUGCAACCAGGAGAUACCCUCAAGGUGAUGAUACUGAGCCAUGACCGCGAAAGAGGCCGUGUCAGCCUUUCUACAAAGAAGCUUGAGCCAACACCUGGUGACAUGAUCCGCAAUCCCAAGCUUGUUUUCGAGAAGGCCGACGAGAUGGCUCAGAUAUUCAGGCAGAGAAUAGCUCAAGCAGAGGCAAUGGCUCGUGCUGACAUGUUGAGAUUCCAGCCAGAGAGCGGAUUGACACUCAGUUCCGAGGGAAUCCUAGGACCGUUGUCAUCGGACUCGCCUUCAGAGGAUUCAGGAGAAGAACCCACGGAUGAAUAGAAGCGGUAGACAGAAUGCAUCGGGUUUGGAAGAUGUGAUGGCUGUUUAUCAUAUUCAUUUUUCUUCGAGCGAAGGCAUGACAAAAGGCCUGUUCUGUUCAGAUCGUUUCCCCCCUUUCAGCUGUGCUUGUCCCCAUGUGUAGGAAAUUCGGAAAUGUAAGAAGGUUCUGAAGACGCCGAAAAGAAAUGGAAUUUACUUACCUUGUGAAGCUAUCCAA
Messenger RNA from Panicum hallii, 1497 nucleotides. RefSeq names its product 30S ribosomal protein S1, chloroplastic. Gene Ontology annotation, cellular component: chloroplast stroma. The transcript has 7 exons. The record is from RefSeq and is a predicted model, not a curated record. Gene Ontology annotation, molecular function: structural constituent of ribosome; mRNA binding. Bases 72 to 1280 code for a protein of 402 amino acids. NCBI's taxonomy places the organism in Eukaryota, Viridiplantae, Streptophyta, Magnoliopsida, Poales, Poaceae. Gene Ontology annotation, biological process: translation.